GCUCAGGCACUUCGUUGGGCAGCCCGUGCAGGCCGGCGGCGUGGGGGCCUCGGGGCCUUACUCGGGGCACGUGUGGGAGGAAGUGGCGGUGUCUGUCCGCGCGGCGCCUGUAGACCAUCCAGCGUGGAGCCAUGGGAGGCCUGGAGAAGAAGAAGUAUGAACGAGGUUCUGCCACCAACUACAUCACCCGAAAUAAAGCCCGGAAGAAGCUGCAGCUGAGCCUGGCCGACUUCAGGCGUCUGUGCAUCCUGAAGGGCAUUUAUCCCCAUGAACCCAAACACAAGAAGAAGGUUAACAAGGGCUCCACGGCAGCCCGAACCUUUUACCUCAUCAAAGAUAUCAAGUUCCUCCUCCACGAACCCAUCGUCAACAAGUUCCGGGAGUACAAGGUGUUCGUCCGGAAGCUGCGGAAGGCCUAUGGGAAGAGUGAGUGGAACACGGUGGAGCGUCUGAAGGACAACAAGCCCAACUACAAGCUCGACCACAUCGUCAAGGAGCGGUACCCCACGUUCGUCGAUGCGCUGCGGGACCUGGACGAUGCCCUGUCCAUGUGCUUCCUCUUCUCCACCUUCCCGCGGACCGGCAAGUGCCAUGUGCACACCAUCCAGCUGUGCCGUCGGCUGGCCGUGGAGUUCAUGCACUACGUCAUCGCUGCCCGUGCUCUGCGAAAGGUCUUCCUGUCCAUCAAAGGCAUCUACUACCAGGCCGAGGUGCUGGGCCAGCCGAUCGUGUGGAUCACGCCCUACACCUUUUCCCACGACCACCCGACAGACGUGGACUACAGGGUCAUGGCCACGUUUACCGAGUUCUACACCACCCUGCUGGGCUUCGUCAACUUCCGCCUCUACCAGUCUCUCAACCUGCACUACCCGCCCAAGCUCGAGAGUCAGAUCCACACAGAAGCGAAGACCAGCGAGGACGCCUACGCGCUGAACUCAGAGAGCUCUCUGGAGAAACUGGCCGCCCUCAGUGCCAGUCUGGCCCGUGUGGUGGUGCCCACGGAGGAGGAGGAAGCUGAGGCGGACGAGUUUCCUGCUGAUGGGGAGAUGGCGGCACAGGAGGAGGACCACAGGAAGGAGCUGGAGGCGCAGGAGAAGCACAAGAAGCUCUUCGAGGGCCUGAGGUUCUUCCUGAACCGCGAGGUGCCCCGCGAGGCCCUGGCCUUCGUCAUCAGGAGUUUUGGGGGCAUCGUGUCCUGGGACAAAUCUCUGUGCAUCGGGGCCACCUAUGACGUCACAGACCCCAGCAUCACCCACCAGAUUGUCGACCGGCCUGGGCAGCAGACCCCGGUCAUCGGCAGGUACUACGUGCAGCCCCAGUGGGUGUUUGACUCAGUGAAUGCCCGGCUCCUCCUCCCCGUGGCAGACUACUUCCCCGGGGUGCAGCUGCCCCCACACCUCUCACCCUUCGUGACAGAGAAGGAAGGCGAUUAUGUGCCCCCGGAGAAACUGAAGCUACUGGCCCUGCAGCGGGGCGAGCACGCGGGAAACUUGAAUGAAUCUGAGGAGGAGGAUGAGGAGGAAGAUGACGGUGAUGGCGAGGAAGAGGGAGAAAAAGAAGAGGAGGAGGAGGACAUGGAGGCUGAUUCGGAGAAGGAGGAAGAGGCCCGGCUAACCGCCCUGGAGGAGCGGAGGCUAGAGGGGAAGACGGAGGCCCGGCUGACCGCCCCAGGGGAGCGGAAGCUGGAGGGGAAGACGGAGGCCCGGCUGACCGCCGCAGAGGAGCAGAGGCUGGAGGGGAAGAAGCCCAGGGUGAUGGCAGGCACAGUGAAGCUGGAGGACAAGCAGCGGCUGGCCCAGGAGGAGGAGAGCGAGGCUAAGCGCCUGGCCAUCAUGAUGAUGAAGAAGCGGGAGAAGUACCUCUACAACAAGAUCAUGUUCGGCAAGAAGCGCAAAAUCCACGAGGCCAACAAACUGGCGGAGAAGCGGAAAGCCCACGACGAGGCUGUGAGAUCGGAGAAGAAGGCCAAGAAGGUGCGGGCGCUGUGAGCGGCAGCGGUUUCUCAUCAGGGGAGGCCAGCUCACGGCAGCAGGACUGGGCACAGGCACCGGAGGGCCUGGGCAUGGUGACGGACCUGGACCACAUGUUGUCAGCCCCUCUCCCGCCUCUGCCGGCCCUGGCCUCCGCUCACACUUUCUGGCUGGGCCCACGGGCAGCCCCGGCCUCCCUUGGAUGGCGCUCCCAGCAGGUGGCUGCGCAGAGGAGAAGCUUCUCUGUCUGGCCAGACGUCAGGCUCCCAGGAGCCAAGGGCCACGGGAUGGGUGUGGGGGAGCCUGACCUGCCCCUCCCUGACCGCUCCCAUUCACCCUGGCUUUCCACAUCCCCUCCCCCACACUCAGUUGGCCCCAUGUGUGAUGGGCAGAGGGUGGGGAAGCAUUUGUUAAUAAACAGCUGGAGUUGUGCAGCCAA
Bubalus bubalis (water buffalo) is the source of this 2409-nucleotide messenger RNA. It is a transcript of the gene PES1, whose product is annotated as pescadillo ribosomal biogenesis factor 1. Gene Ontology annotation, cellular component: nucleolus; PeBoW complex. Gene Ontology annotation, biological process: ribosome biogenesis; maturation of LSU-rRNA from tricistronic rRNA transcript (SSU-rRNA, 5.8S rRNA, LSU-rRNA). The record is from RefSeq and is a predicted model, not a curated record. Gene Ontology annotation, molecular function: RNA binding. Lineage: Eukaryota; Metazoa; Chordata; Mammalia; Artiodactyla; Bovidae. The transcript has 15 exons. Bases 132 to 1988 code for a protein of 618 amino acids.